UUCUUUCCGAUCGACUCGACGAGGCGCGCAAGAAAGGAAUUCGGUUCCGAGAGAGGAGGGAGGAAAGCAAAAGUAAAAGAAAAAACUAAAGAAACACGUGGAAACAUGUCGAAUACGCCGCCGGAAGCGUCGACCGGUUUAGAUUCGAACGAUCUCCACCACGAGAUCAGGCAGAAUCACCUGGCGACUCGGUUGGAACUCGACGACUCCGAGAAACGCGAUCAGAUACGAGGAAGCGACGGCAACAACCCUGACAGCGAUUGCGAAAGCGACACCAGCGAGGUGUUGAGCGUCGGUAGCGAACCGACGCCCACGAGCGUCGUUGGAAUACGUGGUUGCGGCUCGGUCAGGUAUGACCAGGAAUCGGCGAGCAGCCGUGGCGGUGACUUUCGAGACGAGGAGAACACGAGGACAUCGGCCACGCCAUCGCCUUCUAGCUCAACGAGCUGCAACGACGCGUUCUAUCAGAGGACGACUAAUCACGUCUCGGCACCUAGUCCACCGGCUUACAGUCAACCACCUUCGUCGCCCACGGCGUCCUCGGUCAGGUCACCGGCUUCCUCCUCGGCCACCGCCUCCUCCCCGGGUCGGCCCGAGGCCAUUCAAGACGUCAUAGUGCCCAGGUAUCAGUCCAAUCAUCCGCCGCAUUUGUUACCGCGUUAUUCGUCGAGGGAGACCGAGAUCCCCGAUUAUCCGCCUCGAGUCCAGCACAGCCUGAGCCACGAGAUCGUUUACCCGACCGUGGAGAGGUUGCACAGGACCCCGAUCAGCGUUCCGCUGGUCACCAGGCUUUCGUUGUCGCCACCGUCGGCCAUGACGGUCACCGGUCUCCAGGCCACCACCCCUGUCCUCCAUCCAACCGCGUGCAGGGAUCCACGGGAAACGGCCUCGUUGAUGCCGCAUCCGGGCCAGCAACACUUGCACCACGCCAACAGCCACGUCCACCUUCAUCAGACGUCCCAGGUGCAACACGUACCCGCAAACUCGGUGCACCAGCACCGACUCUCGGUCAGCAAAAUCCUUCAGAGGGAGCCUGGCAGCCCUGCCUCGCCCGGCCCGAGGGAGGAGAACGGGAGAACGAUUCACGGUGGCGCGAACGGUGUUCAGAAUAAUGGGAUCAAUAACAGUAACCACCAUAAUAAUCACAACAACAACAACAACAACAACAACAACAACAAUCUGCAGCAUCAGGCCGGCUUGAAGUUCAGUAUAGACAACAUAUUGAAAGCGGACUUUGGCAGAAGGAUCACAGAUCCCAUUUCCUUGAAGAAGUCCCGGCCGAAGAAGGUCAGCUCGAGACCCAUCGACCUGACUAAGGACUUUCUAGAGUCGGCCACCGAGACCACCGAGAAAAGUAGCUCGGAAACUAGCUCGACGACCAACGCCACGUCCGUUACCACCGCCAAUCCUGCCUCCAACACGCCCGGACCACCUGUAACCGAUCCUGGAAAGCAGUUGCCUUGGCCUGCUUGGGUCUACUGCACCAGAUACUCGGAUCGACCUUCCUCCGGACGAAGAACGUACCGUGUUGCAGGUCCGCGCACGAGAAGGGUGAAGAGGUCGGAUGGCCGUGGCAAUGGCGGCACCCCCGAGGAGAAACGUCCGAGGACGGCAUUUAGCGGCGAACAACUGGCAAGGCUGAAGAGGGAGUUCGCGGAGAAUCGAUACCUGACCGAGCGAAGGAGGCAGCAGCUCUCGAGGGAUCUGGGCCUGAACGAGGCGCAAAUCAAGAUCUGGUUUCAGAACAAGAGGGCGAAGAUCAAGAAGGCCAGCGGGCAGAAGAAUCCGCUCGCCCUUCAGCUGAUGGCCCAGGGUCUUUACAAUCAUUCGACGGUCCCGUUGACGAAGGAGGAAGAGGAACAAGCGGCGGAACUUCAAGCGAAAUGACGGCAAUAGGAUCGAUCGAAUGAUUGAGUUUAGGGAUGGAGAUGGGGUAGAGAGAAACUCUUUCGUGAUCUCGUGAGAGGGGAUGGAACUUUCGACCGGUGGGGGAUGAAAAUGUGUCUCGAUAAUAGAAAAACUCGGGGUUUCCAAGGGGUGAAACGAAAGGGGUGAGAGAAUGAUUGUUAGUCUUAGAUAAUUUAAUAGGUUCCUCCUGUACAUUUUUUUUUUUUUUUUUUUUGCGAAGGAUCAUCAUUGAUUGUCCGUGACUCCAAAGAGAUCGACACGUUUUUCGUUUCAUUGAGAUUGAGCGAUAAAUUCUUUCUUUCGAUGAUUUUUCAGAAAUGUUAUGGAAAAUUUUAUCCACGAUGAAUAAAUAUAAUUCUUACAU
Messenger RNA from Apis dorsata (giant honeybee), 2272 nucleotides. Its product is annotated as homeobox protein invected-like. Gene Ontology annotation, cellular component: nucleus. Gene Ontology annotation, biological process: regulation of transcription by RNA polymerase II; neuron differentiation; multicellular organism development. Gene Ontology annotation, molecular function: DNA-binding transcription factor activity, RNA polymerase II-specific; RNA polymerase II cis-regulatory region sequence-specific DNA binding. The record is from RefSeq and is a predicted model, not a curated record. Lineage: Eukaryota; Metazoa; Arthropoda; Insecta; Hymenoptera; Apidae. The coding region runs from base 106 to 1887 and encodes 593 amino acids. The transcript has 3 exons.